AUGCUGAAACUCGACUCCCGGCGGUAUUAUGGGAGUAGUGAGACCUUUGUGUUUCAGAUUUUCGAAGAAGGGGGGGGGGAGGAGGAGGGGAAGGGGAAGGGGCCGGCCGGCGAUCGCCCGUCGCGCGCGCCGGAGCUGCGUAGUUUUCACUCGCAAGGCUGCAACGCGCAGUACAUCAACUGCCGCGCGGAUUCCAUCGUGAUCGGGGGCGGAGGGGGGGUGAGUCUUUAUAUCGAUGAUCGCGUGAUGCACGGGGCGACGAGCGCGUGCCCGACCUUCGGAUCGCCGCCGUUGACAGAAUGGGCACCCAGCGGUGCCGAGGCGGGGGCAACCCCCACGACGAAAACGAUGGGGUUUGAUAUCCGACGACUGGAGGUGAUCGUCAUGGCGUGA
Messenger RNA from Phytomonas sp. EM1, 393 nucleotides. The record is from the annotation of a GenBank genome assembly. NCBI's taxonomy places the organism in Eukaryota, Euglenozoa, Kinetoplastea, Trypanosomatida, Trypanosomatidae.